GCGAUUGGACCCGAGUGAUCGAAUCGAGGUCUUCGAGCUGCGGCAAUGGCGAGACUGCUCGCCUUCAGAGGACUCGUCUCCUCUUCAUCCUCUUCGACGCCUCAUCUGCGUCAUCACCAUGACUCGCUGGUCCGCAUCGUUGCCUUGGGCGUCGGCAGCCUCGACGACAUGGUGGCGGCCCUCGACCGCUCCGGCGUCCCAGUUAACCAAGACUCACUCAACGCGGUCAUCGACACUUGCAAAAGCGAAGCCGGCGACGGCGGGAGCGGCAGCGGAAGAAGACUUCUGCGAUUCUUUUCUUGGUGCCUGCCUCGGGUUCCCCAAGAACACCUCGGAGACGAUGUCUUCAACCGCGCCAUCCGGGCCUUCGCGGCGAUGAAGGACCUCACGGCCAUGGGGAUCGCCAUUUCCCGUCUCCACGAGGAACGCCGGAUGAUGGCUUUGGAGACGUUCACCCUAGUCUCCGACACCCUCGUGAAGUCGGGCGAGGAGGAGGACGCCGUUCGCCUCUUCCGCGGUCUGGUUCGAGCGCGGCUGCUGCAGAUCCCGGACGGCGGAGGCGAAGGGGCGAGCAGGGGGCUGCUCGUCAUGGUACACGCCCUCUGCGCCAGAGGGCACGCGGGGAUGGCAAGGGGCGUCGUGUGGCGCCACCGGCGCAAUCUGCUCUCGGGAGGGGGCGAAGCCACCCGGAUCAUACAGCAGAGUCUCCUCCACGGAUGGUGCGUCCGGGGGGACGUCAAGGAAGCGCGCCACGUGAUGGAUGAGAUGAAAUCGCUAGGUUUUCCUCCCACCAUAGCAUCGUACAACGAUCUCCUCCUCUGCCUGUGCAAGAAGAACGUCAAAUCCAAUCCGUCCGCCCUUGUUCCGGAAGCCACGAAUUUGAUGACGGAGAUGAGGACAUCAGGCGUCCCCGCCGCCACCGCUAGCUUCAACAUCCUACUAUCUUCCCUUUCCAGGGUUCGGAGGGCCAAGGAAGCUUGCCGAAUCCUAUACCUGAUGCAACAGGGGGAGGCAGAAUGCUCUCCCGACUGGGCAAGCUACCACAUCGUCAUCAGACUCAUGUAUCUGACUGGAAGAUUUGUCAGAGGCGAUAGGCUUCUCAAGGAGAUGCUCGAGGCUGGCUUGCUUCCUGGGGCAAGUUUCUACCAUAGUCUAGUAGGGCUCUUGUGCGGUCUGGAGAAGGUGGAUCAUGCACUCCAGUUGUUCGACCAAAUGAAGAGAUGUGGGCAGUACAAUGCGCCAACAUACGAGUUGCUAAUAGAGAAGCUCAGUAGGAGUGGAAGGUUUGAACAGGCAACCAAUCUGUGGGAGGAGGCAACAGAGAGGAAUGUCAUUCUUCAAUGCUCGAGAGACUUGUUGGAUCCUUCCAAGGCAGAGGUAUUCAAACCAGUGGCAGCUGAGAAAAAGUUAAGAUCACAGAGCUAUAGCAAGGUCUCAUAGUCUUCCUUCCCAGUACAAGAAAAAUGGCUCUCCCAAUUCCUAAUGCAAGCUUGAAAAGGAGAAUGGCUUGCACAUUCUGAGGGAGCGCCACUGUCUCUUUCUGUGCCAUCUGCAAUAGCAACAACCAUGUUAUCGUCAAAAUGCCAAGUGAAACACAUACUUUGAGGACACAUAUUUGCAAGAAGAAUUAGUAUAUUAAAUCGAUCACAAAGAAUGCCUGAGGAACACCUGCGAAAUGGGCAAAGAAUCGUUUGCUGAUUUCUUCUUGCUCUCUUGCACAGAGAAAUAUGAAUACAGACCCAUUCCAAAGACGGCGGUCAGGAUUCCCAUAAUGUUUCUAGCUGUGAAGGGGUCGUGAAGUAUAAUGUAGCCGAAGGAAAGAAUGAGGCAGGUCUUGACGUGGCCAAGAACUUGAUAUGUCACUGGUGAUGUCGUUCCAAUUACUAGGAAGGUGCUGAAGUUGACAGAAACCGCGAUCAAGCAAGACAAGACAAUGAACACCUUCAAGAAGAAUUUCACACAGAUAUGUUAAUUAACCAGCAUACCAGAACCAUAAAGGAAUAGUUGUAGGCAAACACGCUUCGCUUGGUGAGCAGUCUGUCCACAGAUGGGCCAGUGGCAAAUAGAAUAGCUGCUUGGAAUGGUGAUGAUUGAUACAGAAGCUGUGUGGAUGAAACCUUCAACCUCUUUUGAAUUGUGUUCGUCAUCUACCAUUCAAUUUUAUGGUCAAGAAAAACCGAAUUGAACUUCGACCUGUUUAUUGUUUUUUCCUUCUUUCUGGAAAAUUUGUGUAACAAAUAAGAAUGUGCAGGAAGGAUACAAUUUGUCCAACACAUGUAGUAGCAAUAGCCAGAAACGAGAGGAUUGAGCCGACAAGGUUGAGGUUCAGAUCUGUGACCGAUGCAAUGCCAACUCCAAAGAGCAGGACAAGAAGAGAGAACUUUAUGCUCUUGCUGGAAACAAAUUCUAGAAUAUAGUCUCCAGCAGGACUGUGAAAGGGAUGAUGGCUAGUUUAGUCAUCUGCAAUUCGGUAAGAUAAACUGCUGUUAUAAGUUUAUGUUCUUAGCAAUGGUUAGGUUUGUGUAGGAAACUACUGGCCUGGUAGAAUCCAACCGAGUUGAAGCCAAGGCAGAGGUUAAGGAAUCCAAUGGAGGUGCCGUUAAGAAUCCCGAAGAGAACCACUGUCUUUGCAUCAAUCAAUUUGGGCUCGAAGAGGUGGAAGCGCUGUGCAACAUGGAGGGUGCAGAAGGUCACCAUUAGAUGCCAGCUUGUCAGGGUUGUAGCUGCCAAUGGAUAACUCAAUAACACAACAAUCAAAUAUGGCUCCAACAAUGCUUGAGAUCUUGUUUUAAUUCUUGUAUUAGGAGCUACUGACCGUAAGGGAAGCCAAGGCUGCUCAUGAGAGCUUUGUUGCAUAUGACAAUGGAAACCGAGGAGGCAACUGAGAGAGCUAGAGACCCAACCAUCCCAAUCUGAAACCCUGAACCCUCCACGGAGGCCAUAUUUUCCUGCUUAAUACCUGAAACACCGAUGCAUAUGCUAUCAGAUUCUUUCGUGCCAAUUUGAUAUGCUUUUUCAGAAAUAACUAUGACAUAUCAUGAUAAUAAAUGCCUUGUUUCAUGAAGAGAAAAAGAGCAAAAUGGGAAGAAAACUUUGCCUCAGUGCAAAUCCCAAGUUGGCAAACCCUGUGUGGCGGUGAUCACCACUGGCGACGACUGCCGGAGAAGAUCUCUCUUUAUCUUGUUAUCUUCUAUUGAUUUUUGAGAUGAGAAGUUGUAAUCUAUGAGCAUGGCAAGAAAUGAGAAGGGGGUUAUAUAUGUUUGGUAUGUUCAAAGAGAAAUUUCAUGUACAUCCUUGAAAGUUUAUCUAUUUUUUAGAAUGGCCUCAAGAUUAUAAAUUAUUAUGUGUUUUUAGUAUGGAAAGGACCUUGGAAUAUAAUUUACUUAUCAUUGUAUCAAA
Messenger RNA from Zingiber officinale, 3399 nucleotides. Its product is annotated as pentatricopeptide repeat-containing protein At5g61370, mitochondrial-like. The coding region runs from base 46 to 1440 and encodes 464 amino acids. NCBI's taxonomy places the organism in Eukaryota, Viridiplantae, Streptophyta, Magnoliopsida, Zingiberales, Zingiberaceae. The transcript has 4 exons. The record is from RefSeq and is a predicted model, not a curated record. Gene Ontology annotation, molecular function: protein binding.